Colletotrichum phormii is the source of this 1710-nucleotide messenger RNA. RefSeq names its product major facilitator superfamily domain-containing protein. Gene Ontology annotation, biological process: transmembrane transport. Lineage: Eukaryota; Fungi; Ascomycota; Sordariomycetes; Glomerellales; Glomerellaceae. The transcript is spliced from 2 exons. The record is from RefSeq and is a predicted model, not a curated record. Gene Ontology annotation, cellular component: membrane. The coding region runs from base 1 to 1710 and encodes 569 amino acids. Gene Ontology annotation, molecular function: transmembrane transporter activity.
AUGAGCUCGCAAAAGCCACCAGUCAUCGAAGUCUCUUCUGGUGGGGAGAGGGUACCUCCUGGCGUACACGAUAUCGACACAAAAACUCCCUCCUUCGAGGUCGACUCGCCCAAAGACGAGAUCAGCGACUUGGCCGAGCCCCAGGAUACAACCAAAAACUUCGGCUUUUGGGAAGCGCUCACAUGCCGCAGCACGACGCGGGAUCUCGACGCCAUCGCAACAGAGCGAAGUGUUUUUGAUGAUCCCAGCUUGGCGCCCUUCUAUCAGCCCCCACCAGAGUACGAGAACGUGCAUCGCUUUGAUUCGCAGGAACGAUGGACGCACCGCGAAGAACGCUCUGUCCGCCGAAAGACAGAUUUCAGUAUCUUUGCCUGGAUUCUGGUCAUGUUCUUCGGUCUCAACAUCGACAGAGGCAAUCUCGGCAAUGCAGCUGCGGAUAAUCUCUUGAAAGACCUCCAUAUCAACACCAACGACUACAACAAUGCUCAGAACAUGUACCGCAUCGGUUUUCUGAUCGCCGAAGUUCCAUCUCAGAUGAUUGGAAAGCGGCUCGGACCUGAUAGAUGGAUCCCCGUUCAAAUUAUGCUCUGGAGUCUUGCAUCUGGCGGACAGUUCUUCAUGCAUAACCGGGCUGGCUUCUUUGCCUGCCGAUUCUUCAUCGGUCUCUUCAUGGGUGGCUUCAUUCCGGAUUCCAUCUUGUACUUGUCGUACUUCUACAAGAAGACUGAGAUGCCUAUCCGCCUGGCCCUCUUCUGGUUCGUCGACUCCAUGUCCGGCGUCAUUGCAUCCUUCAUGGCCUAUGGAAUCUUGCACUUGCGCGGUGUUGCAGGAAAAGAAGGAUGGCGAUGGCUUUUCCUGAUCGAGGCUCUCGUCAGUUUCGUCAUUGGUGCCGCCAGCUUCCUCUUCCUGGUCCCUGGACCGACCCAGACGAAAACGUGGUGGAAUCCCAAAGGCUACUUCAACGAGCGCGAGGAAAAGAUCAUCGUCAACCGCGUCCUUCAAUCGCUGUCUCUGGGCAUGCUCUGGAAAAGUCUCAAGGACUACGACCUGUGGCCGAUCUAUCUCAUCGGCAUCCUCUUCGAGAUCCCCACUGCGCCACCGAAGACAUAUCUCACGCUGUCCCUCAAGGCCCUUGGCUUCAGCACCUCCAAUGUUACUCUGCUCGCCAUUCCCGUCACCGUUUUCGCCGCGGUUAACAUGCUCUGGGUUACGUUCCUCACAGAGAGGUUCCAUCAGAUCGCCAUCAUUGGCCUGCUCUCGCAAGUCUGGGUAUUGCCGCUCCUCAUCGUGGAGUAUACUUCCAUUGAUAGCCUUUCACCGUGGGCGCAAUAUGCCGUUACGUUCAUGAUUCUCGGCCAGCCGUCUACCCAUGCGGCGCAUGUCGGAUGGUGCUCCCGGCUCUCGAAAGCCGUCAGGACGAGAGCCAUUAGUGCCGCGCUUUACAACAUCACCAUCCAGCUAUCCGGAAUCGCUUCUUCCAACAUCUAUCGAGAGGAUGAUAAGCCUCACUACCACCGCGGAAACAAGAACUUGAUUGCAAUCACUGUGGCAACAAUCUUUGCGUAUGCUUUUGCCAAGACCUACUACACUCUUCGCAACAAGUCCAAGAGAGCGAAAUGGAACAGCAUGUCGGAGCAGGAGAAGACGGCGUAUCUGGCCAACACUAGCGAUGAAGGAAAUAAGCGUUUGGAUUUCUUCUUCGACAGCUAA